Messenger RNA from Monosiga brevicollis MX1, 3783 nucleotides. RefSeq lists its product as uncharacterized. Gene Ontology annotation, biological process: fructose metabolic process. Gene Ontology annotation, cellular component: membrane. Bases 1 to 3582 code for a protein of 1193 amino acids. The record is from RefSeq and is a predicted model, not a curated record. The transcript is spliced from 14 exons. NCBI's taxonomy places the organism in Eukaryota, Choanoflagellata, Craspedida, Salpingoecidae. Gene Ontology annotation, molecular function: FAD binding; phosphatidylinositol binding; D-arabinono-1,4-lactone oxidase activity.
AUGGCUGAAGCCAGGGGCUGCGCUGCCACUUCUGCACGUCCCAACGCUAGCCCUCGUGCUGCCGGGGCUUCCACCGUCAUGUCGUCGACCACAGAUGCUUCUUCUUCCUCUGCUUCUUCUUGUUCUUCUUCUAGCACGGCUGCGACCGCCUCAUCGGCUCGGUUGUCACGAUAUCCGAUGCUGCCGCCCACUCGCGAGCACCACGAGCGCGACCGACUUGUCGUGGUCAUGGUGGGGCUACCAGCUCGCUGCAAAACGUUUAUUGCCCGCAAGCUCGAAAACUACUUCAACUUUAUCGGCCAGCCGGCGCGCGUCUUUAAUGUCGGCGACCGUCGCCGUGACGUACGUCUUGCUCGCGUCCCUCCUCCGACUGCCCAGCCCCAGGCGAAAGUUACCAGGCAUGCGCCUUCCGACCUCACCCCGAGCAUACCCGACCCCCAGGUCGUGCCGGACAGCCAUCAUCCCCAGUUUUUUAACCCGCGCCACCGCGUGUGUGUGACCGACAGCGCGAUCAAGAAACGGCAGCGGCACCGGGAGUACCACCGGCGCUUUCGGCAAACCAACGCCAUGAGUGAGGUGGCAACGGCGUUGUACGACUUUGAAGGCGACACCGUGCAUGGUGAGCUGAGCUUCACUGCCGGUACCCAGAUUACCAUCACCAACAAGAACAUUGGAGAUGGUUGGUGGGAAGGCGAAUGCCAGGGCAGCCGUGGCCUCUUCCCGGAAUCCUAUGUGGAAGUGGGUGCCCAAGGAGCCUAUGACAGUGGUUCAGACUUUGACGACGAUGACGAUGAUUGGGACGACGAUAUGCCCGCCCCCCCACCAGAUGCUCAUGACAUGGGCGGGUAUUCGGCCCAUGCGCCAGACCAGGGUACCGCGGGCACGGACCACUUUGGACGCUCAGCCACGUUGAAGCGCAGCGUGAAUCGCUUUUCCACCUUUGUGAAGGCGGGUGCCGAAGCCUUCCUGCUGGGUGCCACCAAAGACAUUUCCAUUGAUCCCAUGCUCGUGAUCCACGUCGAGGAGGGUCAAGAUGGCCCGCGAUGGCAGCUUCGCCAGCAGCCGUACGGUCACAUUACGAUUGAACAUUGCGGAGCUCGCAGCAAGUAUAAGGGUCUCAAGUCCUAUGAAGCCUUCUUAAUCAAGGGCGCGGUGCCCGGAACCGAAGCCGAGCGACGACACAAGCACUUUCAGUGGCUCCACGAUCGCCUCGUGGACAAGUACUCUUGCCUCUGCGUGCCCCCCAUGCCGGGCAAGGAAUAUGAAUCCAAAUUCAACGAGAAUCACGUGAAGAAGCGCGAGGAGCGUCUCGAAGCCUGGAUCAACCGCGUGGCCCGUCAUCCGGUGCUGGGCGCCGACGUGCUAGCCCUGAAACACUUUCUCACUUGUUCGACCGGCGAUGCAACGCGGUGGAAGCAAGGGAAACGCGAUGCAGAAAAGGACCGCUUUCUUGGCGCCAUGUUCUUCAAGCUCAUCUCCCAGGACGUGCGGUGCCCCACCGACUCGGAUAAGCGCAUCGAUCAAUUUGCCGACUUUGUGACUGAAAUGCUCAAGACGGCCAAGCGAAACAUUGACAUUGCCAAGGCACACUCGGAUCGCAUGGCAUCAUCCUUCAAGCGCGAGUAUACCAAGAUUGGUUCUGGAUUUGAACUCUUGGGUCAAAACUUUGGCAACGGUGGAGGUCAAACGAAUGGCGAUAGCGUCCGGUUAUCGCAAGCCUUUAUCAUUGCCGCAGACCACAUGAAUGGAAUUGGUGAAUUGUGUGCUGAGCAGCCAGUUUUUGACCAGAUUCCCUGGAUGGAGGGCCUCAAGGAAUACAUGGGCCUACUAUCCCAAUUUCAAGGAUGCAUCACCUCAAGCCGUUCUGCCGCUGCCCGCGUGAUUGAAGUGGAGGAUCGUGAGGAUGCGGAUAGCACAGAAAAGGAAGCCGUCAGCAGCCGCUGUGACAUUAUCCACACUUUGACCCUGUGCGAGAUGACGCAUUUCCACGAGCAGCGGCGCAAGGACUUUCGCGACAUGAUGAUCAAUUAUCUCGACGCGCAAAUUGACUUUCACAACAAGGCUGAGGCUGGGGCUCGUGACGCAGGCGCUGACGGUGAGGAUGAUGAUGAUGAAAUGCACGAGAUGGAGAUUGUCAAUUGGUCUGGCACGCAUCGCGCGGUCACGCGCAACUUUUUCCAACCCGUAACGGUGGCUGAAGUCGAGGCCAUUGUGCGUCGCGCGCACGAGACUGGCCAACGUUUGCGCGUGGUCGGCUCUAGCCUUUCACCCAAUGGCCUUGGUUUGUCCAACGACGGCAUGCUUUCGCUGGCCAAUCUGGACGAGGUGCUCGAGGUGGACGCUCAACAGCGGCGCGUACGAGUUCAGGCCGGGGCUCGAGUUGACACGGUCGUGGAAGCCCUCCGCCCGCACGGGCUGACCCUCCAGAACUACGCCUCGAUUCGCGAGCAGCAAAUUGGCGGUUUUACUCAGGUUGGCGCCCAUGGCACAGGCGCGCGGUUGCCGCCAGUUGACGCCCAGGUCGUGGCGUUGACGCUUGUGACCCCCAACUGCGGCACGCUCCAGCUCAGCUCCGACGAUGCCGACCCGGCCCUUUUCCUGGCUGCACGGUUGGGUCUGGGCGCAUUGGGUGUGGUGACCGAUGUGACAUUGCAGUGUGUCCCAGCCCAUGAGCUUACGCAAGAGCUACGUGUCAUCACGCGUGCUGAAGCAGUAGCCGGGCACGCUGAGCGGCUGCGCCAGUGGCCCCACGUUCGUUACAUGUGGCUACCUUACGUCGAUGCCGUAGUGGUCGCUGCUGCUCGCCAGACCGUGGUCGGAGAUGCAGUGACGGUGUCUCCCAAGCAGACCCAGCAUGCGCUCGAGCCCCUUCGGCAAUUGCUCCGUGAGUUGGCCCCGCAUUUGGAUGCAGGCAGCGUUGCUCAGCUCGGUUUUGCCGAGCUUCGUGACCGCAUUUUGGCCCAUGCGCCCUUGGAUAGCGCGCACGUUCGCCGUUGUAACCAUGCCGAAGCAGAAUUUUGGCGCCGUUCACAGGGAGUCACCGACAUUGGAGCGAGUGAUCGCAUCUUAGGCUUUGAGUGUGGGGGCCAGCAGUGGGUCAACGAAGUGUGCCUGCCUGCCGGUACACUCGACCAGCCCACGGGCCAUGACCUUGCUUUUGUCGAGCGCAUUUUGGCCCUCAUUGAGGACCAUAACGUGGCCGCCCCAUGCCCUAUCGAGCAGCGCUGGACCAGCGCUUCUGCAUCCACCCUCAGCCACGCCCAUGGCGAUGAAAAUGGCCCUGCCUUGGCUUCCUGGGUGGGCAUCAUCAUGUACCUUUGCCGUGAGGACCAACGGCCGGCCAUCACGGCGGCCUUUCACGCCUAUCGAGCGCUUGUCGAGGCCAGCUUGGACGACGAAUUUGACGCCUUUGUGCACUGGGCAAAAUUGGAAAUUCCAUCAGAAGCGGCUGCGCUUGCUCGUCUUCGUGCCCGCCUUCGCGCGCGCUUUGACGUCGAUGCCUUUAAUCGUGCGCGGCACAAGCUGGACCCUCAUGGCGUCCUGAGUAACGACUUUAUCCGAGCCCUCUUUGACGAUGAGUAGAGCCCUGCCUACCCCGCCCCUUUUACAUAGCUGACCAUAAUAAUGAUGCAAUGACAUAAACCAGGCGGGAUUCCCAGUGGCAACACCCACCGCCUUGCCCGGAAUUAAUUAAGAACAGGAACAUUCGACAUCACACCCGGUUGUUGUUGUUGUUGUUUUUUGGCCACACACGCCACCUGCAUAAAUCAAUUAUUACAUUCG